Rhizopus microsporus ATCC 52813 is the source of this 3383-nucleotide messenger RNA. RefSeq names its product putative YEF3-translation elongation factor eEF3. Gene Ontology annotation, molecular function: translation elongation factor activity; ATP binding; ATP hydrolysis activity. The record is from RefSeq and is a predicted model, not a curated record. Lineage: Eukaryota; Fungi; Mucoromycota; Mucoromycetes; Mucorales; Rhizopodaceae. The transcript has a single exon. Bases 79 to 3240 code for a protein of 1053 amino acids.
UAAACUCUCCCCCUUCUCUUUUUUCUUUGGGUACUCCCUCUUUCGCUCUAUCCUUUCUCUAUAGAAAUAAGAAAAAAGAUGCCUGCUACUGCUGCACAGAAGAACACCCAGAGCGAAAUUCAAUCCAAGAAGAUGACUAUUGCUGUCUCUCCUAGUCAGGUUGAAACCAGCAAGGCUAAAGAAAUCCUCACCAAGCUUUCUUCUGCCUCUGAUGCUGACCGCGAGUCUGCCGCCGAAGAACUCGCUGCCUUUGUCAAGACUAACGGCGUCCUCUCUCUUAAGCAUGCCGGUAUUAUUGAUGCUCUUAUCAAGGACUUCAACAACAAGAAGAGCACCGGUGCUCGCUUAUCUGCUAUUGCUGCUUUCGUUGCUCUCACCAACAACAGCCUCGAAGGUCAAGUUGAACCUUUCAUCAUUGCUCUCUUGAGCCAACUUUUGGAACUUCAAGCCGAUAAGCAAGCUGCUGUUAAGAACGCUGCUGCUGAAGCUGCCAAGAACUUCAUCAGCAAGAUCAACCCCAACGCUUGCUCUCUUACUGUUCCCUUCAUCCUCGAAGGUCUCGGUAACUCUUGCAAGUGGCAAACCAAGAUGCUCUCUCUUAACCUCUUGGUUGAUUUGACCAAGGUCCACCCCACCGAAUUCUUCGUUGCCAUUCCCGAAGUUAUUCCUGUUGUCUCUGACUGUAUGUGGGAUACCAAGACCGACGUCAAGAAGCAAGCUACUGACACCAUGGCUGCUAUCUGUGCUCUCAUUGAAAACAAGGAUAUCGAACGUUUCAUUCCCGCCGUUAUCGCUUGUAUCAACCACCCUGAAAACGUUCCUGAAACCAUUCACUUGCUCGGUGCUACCACUUUCGUCCAAGAAGUUGAUGCUGCUACUCUCUCCAUCAUGGUUCCUCUCUUGUCCCGUGGUUUGAACGAACGUGCUACUCCCAUCAAGCGUAAGGCUGCCUUGAUUAUCGAUAACAUGUCCAAGCUUGUCGAUGAUCCCGAUGUCGCUGCUCCUUUCUUGCCUGUUCUCUUGCCCGCUCUCGAGAAGGUUCAAGAUGUUGUUGCCGACCCCGAAUGUCGUGGUGUCGUUCAAAAGGCCCUUGCCACCCUUCAACGUAUUGCCAAGCCUGGUGUCGAAGUCUUCACUAUUGAGCAAAAGAAGGUUAAGGUUGAAACCUCUAUCAAGGAACUUUUGCCCUCUGAUAUUGAUGAAGCCUUUGCCCCUACUGUCAAGUUCUUAAACGACGUUGCUCUUGCUCUUUGUGUUGCUAAGAACUUCUUCAAGGAUGUCUGGAUCAAGGCUCUUGCUCCCUAUGCCAAGUCCUUCUACACCGCUGAGGAUGCCGAGGCUCUUGCUUUCUCUGCCUUGAACAAGUGUGAGGAAGCCGUUACUCCCAAGGAUCCUGAGGAAGAAGAAGAUGAAGGUGAAGAUCUCUGUAACUGUGAGUUCUCUCUUGCUUAUGGUGCCAAGAUCUUGCUUAACCGUACCUCUCUUCGUCUCAAGCGUGGCCGUCGUUAUGGUCUCUGUGGUGCCAAUGGUUGUGGUAAGUCUACUCUUAUGCGCGCCAUUGCCAACGAACAAGUUGAAGGCUUCCCUCCUCGUUCUGAGCUUAAGACUGUCUACGUCGAACACGAUAUCGAUGGUUCUGAGGCUGAUACUCCUUUGGUUGACUUCAUCCUUGCCUCCGAGGGUGUUGAGACCAAGGAUCCCGAGGAAGUCCGCAAGAUCCUCUUGGAAUAUGGCUUCUCUGAACAAAUGGUUACCAAGAUGGCUAUUGGUGAACUCUCUGGUGGUUGGAAGAUGAAGCUUGCUCUUGCCCGUGCUAUGUUGAUGAACGCUGAUAUCCUCUUGUUGGACGAACCUACCAAUCACUUGGAUGUUGUCAACGUUGCCUGGUUGGAGAACUACCUCCUUGGUUUGAAGACUGUUACCUCCAUCAUUGUUUCCCACGACUCUGGUUUCUUGGAUCAUGUCUGUUCCGACAUCAUUCACUACGAGCCCAACUACAAGCUCAAGCGUUAUAAGGGUAACUUGUCCGAAUUCGUCAAGAAGGUUCCUCGUGCUGCUUCUUACUACUCUUUGGAAGCUACUCAAAUCAAGUUCUCUUUCCCUGAACCUGGUUUCUUGGAAGGUAUCAAGACUAAGGAACGUGCUAUCUUGAAGAUGAAGAACGUCGACUUCCAAUACCCUGGUUCUGACCGCAAGCAAUUGAUCGACAUCUCUAUGCAAUGUUCUCUUGCCUCUCGUGUUGCCGUCAUUGGUCCCAACGGUGCUGGUAAGUCCACCUUGAUCAAGUUGUUGACUGGUGAAAUCGAGUCCGAGGUUGGUACUGUCUGGAGACAUCCUAACUUGCGUAUUGCCUAUGUCGCCCAACAUGCUUUCCACCACAUCGAACGUCACUUGGACAAAACCCCCAACGAAUACAUCCAAUGGCGUUACCACACCGGUGAAGAUCGUGAAGAACUCGAAAAGAACGAACGUAACAACGCCGAAGAAAACCAAAAGGCCAUGGAACAAGUCUUCGUGAUUGAAGGUGAAAAGCGUGUUGUUGAAGCUAUUGUUGGUCGUCGUAAGCUCAAGCAAUCCUACGAAUACGAAGUCUCUUGGGUCGGUCGCUCCUCUGUUGACAACACUUGGAUCUCUCGUUCCAAGCUUGAAGAAAUGGGUUUCGGUAAGAAGAUUGCUGAAGUCGAUGCUGCUGAAGCUGCCAAGAUGGGUCUUAACCGUCCUUUGACUGCCAAGGAAAUCGAAAAGCACUUGGCCGAAGUUGGUCUUGAACCCGAAUUCGCUACUCACUCUCGUAUCCGUGGUCUCUCUGGUGGUCAAAAGGUCAAGUUGGUCAUUGGUGCUGCUAUGUGGAACAGACCUCACAUGCUUGUUCUUGACGAACCUACCAAUUAUUUGGAUCGUGAAUCUCUCGGUGCUUUGGCUACUGCUAUCAAGGAAUAUGGUGGUGGUGUUGUCAUCGUUACUCACAACCGUGAAUUCUCUGAAGCUUUGUGUACUGAAGUCUGGAAGGUUGACAACGGUCGCUUGACUCCUUCUGGUCACAACUGGGUCUCUGGUAACGGUACUACUGUCAUCAAGGAACAAGAAGCAGAAGACAUGGUCGACGCUCAAGGCAACACCAUCAAGGCCGUCGAAAAGAAGAAGAAGCUGACCUCCAAGGAACUCCGUAAGAAGAAGAAGGAGCGUAUGGAACGUCGUAAGCGUGGUGAAGAAGUUUUCUCUGAUGAAGAUGACUUAUAAACAAGAAAAAAUCAAGCAAGCUAGUUUAUUUAGAAUUUCUCUGUUUAUAUUUAUUCAUUUUUUUUAUCUCAUUUUUAUUGUAAGAGGGCAUCAUUAAUACUACUACUAUUUAAAAUAAAAAGCAAAAGCUUUUAUUUUGUUUA